AAAGAUGUGUGUUUGGCAUGAAAGAUCUAACAUUGCCCAUUUGAUGCGGUUUUAUUCUGGAGAGUAAGAAAGGCUCCAUAAUUGUUUCAUUGUUCGGGUCUGGACAUGUCCGGUGGACUGCUUUGGGCUUUCAAUGGCACUUCACAAGCAAAAUCAAGGGUGUAUCCUGGCAACUGUGGAUUUAAAACAGCUUUAAAACUUGGGGAAAGACUAUAUAUUGGGGUAAAGCUACUGAACUUCGGAAUGAUGGGAGCAUGCAGACGGCAAGACUGAGCUACUGAACGGCACAUUUAGAAAUGAAACGGGUGCAGAUCUAAAGAGGUGCACCUGUAGAUGACUUGAUGAUGGAGCAGGUCAUGAAGGGUACGGUAAACAUCACCUCUGCGGUGCAGGGAACGCUACUGGUGCUGACGGGAACGUUACUGGUGAUUCUGCUGCACAGAAUAUUUAGAGCCAAGAACUGGAAGAACCAAUCAGCAGUCCCAGGUCCUGGCUGGUGGUUGGGUCUCGGCCCAGUUCUGAGCUACAGUAGGUUCCUGUGGAUGGGAAUUGGCACUGCAUGCAACUACUACAACGAAAAAUAUGGCAGCAUUGCUCGGGUUUGGAUCAACGGAGAAGAGACUGUUAUACUCAGCAAGUCCUCCGCCGUGUAUCAUGUUCUGAAGAGCAAUAAUUACGUCGGGAGGUUUGCCAGUACAAAAGGUCUGCAGUGCAUUGGCAUGUUUCAACAAGGCAUCAUCUUCAACAGCAACAUCACACUGUGGAAGAAAGUGAGAACAUAUUUCACCAAAGCUCUUACUGGUCCAGGUCUCCAGAAGUCAGUAGAUGUGUGUGUCAGCGCCACCAACAAACAGCUUGACGUCCUGCAGGAGUUCACGGACUGCUCAGGACACGUGGACGUGCUCAAUCUUCUGCGCUGUAUUGUGGUGGACGUUUCCAAUAGACUCUUCCUAAAAAUCCCACUGAGCGAGAAAGACUUGCUGAUAAAGAUCCAUCGCUAUUUCAGUACCUGGCAGACAGUUCUCAUUCAGCCAGAUGUCUUCUUCAGACUGGACUUUGUGUACAAAAAACACCACCUGGCAGCAAAAGAGCUGCAGGAUGAAAUGGAAAAACUUGUGGAGCAGAAGCGACAGGCCAUCAACAACACGGAGAAGCUGGAUGAGACGGACUUCGCAACGGAGCUUAUAUUUGCUCAGAACCACGGCGAGCUGUGUGCGGAUGACGUGAGGCAGUGUGUGCUGGAGAUGGUGAUCGCCGCUCCAGACACGCUCUCCAUCAGUCUGUUCUUCAUGCUUCUGCUACUUAAGCAGAACUCUGCCGUGGAAGAGCAGAUAGUACAGGAGAUACGGUCUCAGAUAGGUGAGCGGGACGUACAGUCGGCCGACCUGCAAAACCUGAACGUACUGGAGCGCUUCAUCAAGGAGUCUCUGAGGUUCCAUCCGGUGGUGGACUUCAUCAUGAGACGGGCUCUGGAGGAUGACCACAUCGAUGGCUACCGGGUGGCAAAGGGGACAAACCUCAUCCUGAACAUCGGACGCAUGCACAAGUCCGAGUUCUUCAAAAAACCCAAUGAAUUCAACUUGGAGAACUUUGAGAGCAGCGUUCCCAGUCGUUACUUCCAGCCGUUCGGCUGCGGCCCACGGGCCUGCGUUGGGAAGCACAUAGCCAUGGCUAUGACGAAGGCCAUCCUGGUGACUCUGUUGUCGAGGUUCACGGUUUGUCCUCGUCACGGCUGCACCGUCAGCACCAUCAAACAGACCAACAACCUCUCCAUGCAGCCCGUAGAAGAGGAUCCCGACUGCCUGGCCAUGCGCUUCAUCCCACGAGCUCAGAAGAACAUCAGCGGAGAAACAACGGACAGCCAAACCUGAAAGCGAUAGACGCAAUUUUUGCCAUUCACUAUUUUGAUAUACCGAAGAAAAAAAGUAAUUUCCUUUUACCUAAAAGCUUUACACUGGGUUGUCACAUUAAGAUCACAUUACUAUUUUUUUAUUUUUGAGCAAUUUGACUUAAUAAACUCAAGCCUUAGUUAAACUUACCUCAAACUUAACGUCGCAAACAAGUAGGCCUGUGGUAACGGCACACACAGGUAAUAUAUGGAUGUCAACAUUUGUGCAAGAAAAGUAGCUUGUUGACCGACAAUGGCAAAGACAACAAAACCAUUUGAAUGAUCUGUUUUAUCAUGUGUACUGAUCUUUACAUUAUACUAAUCUACUGUACACAACAUGUGUGUUAACUUAAGUGAUUAUAGGAAAUAGUUCUAGUACCUUAUUUACUGUAGUGAAUUUAGUCUGUAUACAUCUGUAAUGCUGCAUCCAAGCUAAACAUGUAAAAGGUCCACAUUAAAUGGCAAUCACAUCCUAUUUUACCAUUUCUGAGUUAAAUAGCAGAUUCAAUGAGAAAAGCAACUGAUUGGAUGCUGAAGAGUGGACGUUAGAUAAAAGAACGGAGUAAGGGGCUGAAAAUGAGGGCUUGGUAAUGUCAAUCCAAAAGAAAGGUUUUAUGAAAGAUUAUGAUGACUUUCGAAAUAAUGUUCAAUUAACCAUUUAAAAUACGUAAAUGGACCAUUUUUAUUUCAUAUUGUUUUAUAAAAAAAUAACUACUUUUUCUGCUCUAACAAAUUGUCAAGUCAAUAAAAUGACACUUUGAAAACAA
Pimephales promelas (fathead minnow) is the source of this 2655-nucleotide messenger RNA. RefSeq names its product cytochrome P450 family 19 subfamily A member 1b (gene cyp19a1b). Gene Ontology annotation, biological process: female gonad development; response to estradiol. Gene Ontology annotation, molecular function: heme binding; aromatase activity; iron ion binding. The record is from RefSeq and is a predicted model, not a curated record. NCBI's taxonomy places the organism in Eukaryota, Metazoa, Chordata, Actinopteri, Cypriniformes, Leuciscidae. Gene Ontology annotation, cellular component: endoplasmic reticulum.